AUGGCGUCUCUGCCGAAAAGAAAGGAACGGCUGCAGCUCUCUUGCAGUUUCUGCCGUCAGAAGAAAUUGCGAUGCGACCGGAAUCAUCCAUGUGGUAACUGCGUCAGACGCGGUCUGGCAUCGUCCUGCCGCUUUAUGAAGUCGGAUGGCCCAGCUGAUUCGGAUAUCGUCCACAUGCGCAGACGUAUCCAUGACCUGGAGCAGCUGAUCCGGUCUCUGGUGGAGAAUCGGAACAGCCAAGAUGUAGUAGCUCGCGAUCAGCGGGGGAAUGGUCAGGAAGAUCCUGUUCUGUCGACUCCUCCCGCUGUUGCUUCCCACCAAGCAGGGGCAGGCAAAGAAGUCAGCGAGUCCAUCGGACAAGUGAAAGAAUUCCUCGAGAGCAAUAGCGAGCUCGAGCGACAGCAUGGACCGACGAAUGACAACCAGUUUGGCCCCGAGCUUCUUCGCAGCGAUUCGUACCUUCCUACCAAAGCAGAGAUUCUCAGUUCGAUACCCCCGCGACCCAUCGUUGAUCGACUGGUAUCUCGUUACUUCAGCUUUGUGGAUGGACUAUCUGACGCUGACAUGUAUCAGUAUGAACAAUUCUGGGAAAACCAGCAGACCACACCCGUCAUGUGGCUUGGGCUGUUAUUCUGCAUCAUGUGUCUGGCGACGCUGUAUUCGAUGCGUGCUGGACGUCGAGUGCUCGACUCCGAGGCUGAUCCUGAAGAAAGCAUCCUCCUUUUCCGCCACCGGGCGGUCCAAUGCCUGAAGCUGGCUGACUAUACGCAAAGUCCGCCCUACACGAUCGAAACGCUCCUGCUGUAUCUUUCCUCGGAGUACUUCCGCAGCAACGACACGCAAUUCGGGCUGUGGCUGGUCUUUGGGAUGGUUGUCAGACUCGCCUUCCGCAUGGGCUACCACCGCGAUCCCAGCCACUACCCGGGUCGGAUUUCCGCCUUUGACGCCGAGAUGCGUCGUCGCGUGUGGGCUGUGUUGAUGCCUCUGGAUAUUCUGGGGUCAGGGCAAGUGGGCCAGCCUUUUAUGACCAAGCUCUCCCAGGUAGACACCGAGCCCCCGGCCAAUCUCCACGACCAAGACUUUGAUAAAAACACGUCUGUGAUGCCCGCGGGGCGACCUGCCAACGAGCUCACCGGCGUCUCCUAUACCAUCAUCAAAACCAAGCUCGCCGCUGUGUAUGGGCAUAUCUCAGACCUGACCGGCUCGGACCGGCAGUUGCGAGACACGUAUGCCUCCAUGCCGCCGCCGUUGCAGAUGCGACCUGUUCGGAGUUCAAUCCUCGACCCGCACCAUCUGAUCAUGCAGCGAUUCAAUCUGGACCUCCUGUUCCUCAAGACUGUCUGUAUCCUGCACCGCAAAUACCUGAUCCUGGCCUGGUCCGAGCCACGGUACUCUUACUCUCGAACCGCCUGCCUCGAAGCAGCAUGGAAGAUCCUUCGGCAUCAAGCUGUGAUCCACGCCGAGACAAAACCAGACGGCUUGCUGCAUGAGGACAAGUGGCUAGUAUCCGCUCUCAGCAGCCACGAUUUCCUGCUAGCCGCGAUGAUCCUUUGUCUGGACAUUGAUCAUCGGCAGCGCUGUCGUGAUCAGAUCGAGCAGACGACCUCCUCUCUCACGGAAGACGAGCUGCUGCAGGAGCUCGAAGAAUCACACGCCAGCUGGCGCGAAUCGAGCAGCCAGUCCGCCGAGGCGUUGAGCGCAUACCGCACACUCAGCAUCAUGCUGAAGAAGCUGGACCGGAAGGACCCAUCUUCAGCGCAAGUAAAUAAUUCUGACAUCUUGCAAACAUCGAACGCUCAACCAUUGCCCGCGAUUCCAAGCCAGGACAAUGCACAGGAUUCGUCAGAACUUUCAAGUCUGGGCCAGGCUGCCCCUUGCAACGACUUGGCCAUGUUUCAGGAGGGUGAAAUUCAAAGGUGGAUGGAUGCAGCGGAGAUGAUCAACUGGAUAGUACUCUUCAAAGAACUUGCACUUGGCAGAUUCCAGACAGUAGCAACAUCAUGUCUGACACGCCUGGACGAGCGUGUGCCAGCGCUACAGGCCUGGCACGUCAAGCUAGGGAGUACAGAAAGCGACGACACAGGAGGGUGGAACAGUGUCCUAGAGAGCAAGACGGAGAUCAGUGUCAAACAGGGCCAAAAGCGCCCUCAUGUCUCCGCUGAAGAGGAAGCAACUGGGGUCAAGAGAAUCAGAACAAAACAAAUAGGACGCAGAUUCAGUGGCAAGGCGCCUCGCAAGAUACUGACGAGCACCAAUGCGAACAAGAUCGAAGAAGAGGACGAGGAAGAAGAAGACAGCGCGACCAUGACCCUUCCCCCAGCCCUGGGACAUGAAAGCUCUGUCCGACAAGACUACGGCCUGACCACGACGUACGAGCUGCCUGGCCAACGCACCCUGAUCCCAUCCAGCGUCCCGCGCAGACACAUCCUGGCGGAGCUGGACCUGGCGACGGUGACUCUGUCGCACGUCCUGAUUCCCAAACUGCGUCCGGCGGCCUUCCUGACGGCGAAGAUGCAGAACACCUUCCUGGGGACGGUCCCCUUCGCUGCCUGUGCCCCGGGCAAUGUCUGCAAUCUGUCGCUGAGCGUGGAUCCCUCCAUUCUCGUAGCAUACGGCCCUCCGACGGUCCGACGGGCGACAGCGGGACUCCUCACCAAGGAGGACUCUGCGGUGUUCACCCGGGCAUGCUGGAUCAAGAACACCAAGACGACCGCGGUGUCGAUCUCCGCCAUGGACCAGGUCCCCGUGAGUCAGGACGAGAAGCUGCGCGUGAACAUCCUCGAGCCGAAGGGCCUAGAGCAGGAGGGUGAUCAGACUCAUCUAGACGGGCAAUGGGGCGAGGGCGUGGCCUCGUUCGAGAAGGACGGCGAGGUGAAGUGGCAGAUCUCGCAGCUGGGGGGAAAAGAGGUCCGACUGGUGCUGGAGUACGAGACCCGGCUGCCACGGGGGCAUCGAAUUAUCGAGAAUUAG
Molecule: messenger RNA, 2970 nt
Organism: Rasamsonia emersonii CBS 393.64
Lineage: Eukaryota; Fungi; Ascomycota; Eurotiomycetes; Eurotiales; Trichocomaceae
Product: Zn(II)2Cys6 transcription factor (Eurofung)
Exons: 8
Coding region: 1-2970 (989 amino acids)
Biological process (GO): DNA-templated transcription; regulation of DNA-templated transcription
Cellular component (GO): nucleus
Molecular function (GO): DNA binding; DNA-binding transcription factor activity, RNA polymerase II-specific; zinc ion binding
Source: RefSeq, a predicted model, not a curated record